Mercenaria mercenaria is the source of this 8215-nucleotide messenger RNA. Its product is annotated as serine/threonine-protein kinase Nek1-like. Gene Ontology annotation, molecular function: ATP binding; protein kinase activity. Lineage: Eukaryota; Metazoa; Mollusca; Bivalvia; Venerida; Veneridae. Gene Ontology annotation, biological process: protein phosphorylation. Bases 301 to 1872 code for a protein of 523 amino acids. The transcript has 11 exons. The record is from RefSeq and is a predicted model, not a curated record.
UUGUAUAUUGCCAACUUACUUAAUUUACUUUCAUAAGAUCUAAUUUAUCAUUACUGUUUUCAUUAAGACUAUAGUGUAGAUCUAUUAUUAUAAUAUUUAUAGUUAUUUACAACGACUUCUCCCUAGAAGGUUAAAGGUUGUAACUUUAACUUGUAUACAAGUUUUAUACAAGUUUAAACCUAUUUUCGACUUAAAGCAAACCGGAAGAAUUAAACAAGAAAAGAAAAGUACGGGAUUUUAUGUCAGUGAUAUAGCUUCUAUAACAGAAAUUCUGAUAAAUAUUUAUAGCAUGUGAAAAGAAUGUCGACGUCGGACGAGUUUGUUUUGGAGAGGACAUUGGGGGAAGGGGCUUUUGGUAAAGUGUACCUGGUUAAAGGUCAGGAAGACAACAAACAGUAUGCUAUGAAAAUAAUUGACUUGCGUACAUCGCCUGAAGAAGAGAAAGAACUUGCAGUAAAAGAAGCCAAUCUGCUGAAGGAACUUAAUCACAACAACGUUCUACGGUAUACUGAUUCAUUCGAAAGUGAUGGAGCACUUUGUAUUGUUACUGAAUUCUGUUCAAAUGGAGACCUGUCGGAAUUUCUUGAGAAACGAAAGGGGAAGAAACUUGAAGAAGAUCGACUUACAGAAUGGUUCAGACAAAUUACUUGUGCUUUACAGUAUUUACAUCGGAAGACAAUCAUACACAGAGAUGUUAAGACACCGAAUGUGUUUCUGUCAGAGAAUUGGGAGGUUAAACUUGGAGAUAUGGGACUUGCGAAAGUUUUAGAGAGACCAAAUGCCAAGGCAGUAACUUUCUGUGGCAGUCCUUACUACAUGAGUCCUGAAAUAUUCUCAUGCAAACCGUAUGAUUCCAAGAGUGAUAUAUGGGCAUUAGGUGUAAUAGUGUAUGAGAUGGCUACAUUAGAGCGACCUUUUGAUGCCAUGUUAAUGCACCAACUCGUCUUUAAAAUUGUUCAUGGAGGGUUGCCCAACAUGCCUACAGGGUAUAAACCCGAGUUAACUGAACUGUUGAAACAAAUCAUGCAGAAAGAUCCGGAAUCUAGGCCUUCAGCAGACGUCAUACUGCAGCAUGAUUAUUUCAAAGGUGUCAGACCACCAGUACCUCCUAAGCCGAAAGCUGAUGCAGAUGGUGCGUCAGAGGUACCAGGCAAGUCUGCUUAUGGUAUAGUGAAACCCCAACCUGGGAAGAAAGGAGCACAUGGUGCUGGUGGACCAUUUGACACAAAGAAACUCCUAGAGACCAUGUCAAAGAAGCGAGAAGAAAAACGGAAAGCUGAGCAGGCGAAGGGUGCUGUUGGAGGGGAUGAAACACUUAAAGGAAUUAAAACAAUUAUUGCUAAAAAAGAUGAUGGAGGAAAAGUAGGAAAGAUAGUGGAUAAAUUCAAGAAAGAUGUAACUAUCAAACCCUCGUCCAAAACACCUCCAUCAAAGACAGAUACGCAGGUGUCUGUGUCUAAUGUUAAUUUGUCAGUUAGAUCAAGUACCGAUGAUUUUGAGACGACUUUGAAGAACGUACAGAGUCAAGUUGCAACAGAUGCUUUUAAUGUGAUGCAGUUGAUUGUACGCACAAUGACUGGUAUCUUUCCAAAAGAUGAUGAUAAAACAAAAGAAGCCCUAGCACGGAGUCAUGAUCCACAAGCUGUGAUGCUGCGACAAAUUGAACACCUACAAUACUACUGUAUAAAAGUUCUGAACAAUGAUGUCGCCUUGUUUCAACAAGCCUAUGGCCUUAUGAGUAUAGAGAAGGAUGAAAAUAAAUUAGAGGAACAACUGAUUGGUGUACUUGGUCAUGAGAAGUUUGGUCUGUGUGGAGUUCAACUUAUGUUCUUAAAAAACUUUGAAUACAACUUAUCCAAGCUACAAGGAUAAGAAACAGUGUUUAGCAACAAUGAUGACAGUCCAUUGAAAUAGCCAGACAAGAAAAAUACCGAGACAAAAUAUUUACAGGGGCUCAGAGAAGUGCUUCUGUGAAGUCUUGUUUUCUUUUUAGCUCACCUGUCACAUAGUGACAAGGUGAGCUUUUGUGAUCGCCCUUCGUCCGUCGUACGUCUGUCUGCCCGUCGUCCGUUCACAAUUUCUUGUGAACACGAUAGAGACCAAAGUUUGCAAUCAAUUUUAAUCAAACUUGCACACUACUUGUAUUGGCAUAAUAUCUCAGUUCCUUUCGAAAACUGGCCUGAUCCCAUCAUGGGUUCCAGAGUUAUGGCCCCUUAAAGGGCCAAAAUUUGCCAUUUUUGGCUUGUGAACACGAUAGAGACCACAUUUUGCAAUCAACUUUAAUCAGACUUGCACACAACUUGUUUUUAUAUAAUAUCAUGGUUCCUUUCGAAAACUGGCCCGAUCCCAUCAUGGGUUCUAGAGAUAUGGCCCCUUAAAGGGCCAAAAUCUACUGUUUUUGGCUUGUGAACACGAUAGAGACCACAUUUUGCAAUCAACUUUAAUCAGACUUGCACACAACUUGUAUUGGCAUAAUAUCUUGGUUCCUUUUGAAAAAUGGCCAGAUCCAAUCAUGGGUUCCAGAGUUAUGGCCCUUUAAAGGCCAAAUUUUGCUAUUUCGGCUUUUGCAGCCAUAUACAGACUUCAUUUAUGGUUUGAUUUGAUACAAACUUGCAAGAUAACUCUAACCCUAACCCUAACCUUUCAGAUCCAGUCAUGUGUUCAAGAGUUAUGGCCCCUGAAUGAACACUGAAAGAGCCAAAAUAUGUUAAUUUUUACCUUGUGAACGUGAUAAAUGUCGCAUUUUGCAUUCAACUUUAGAAAAUCAUGCACACAACUUAAAUCACAAUAAGAUAUCGGUUCCUGUUGCUUGAAGGUCAAGGUCACACACUGAGGUCAAGGUCAGCACUUAUCCAUAAAAUGGUUAUAUCUCUGCAACUAUUGAUGGUAUUGGUUUUGAAACUUAAUGUAUGUCAUCAGGCUGACCUAGACACUAUGCACUUACUUUAUAUCUGAUCUUAAUAGAAAUGGAUUUAUAUCAGUAAAUACUUAUAGGACUCAUUUGAAAUUUCAUUAUUGUCAUUAGUUGGACUGAGACAAUCAGGGUAGAUAACUAUGGACUGAUUUUAUGUCGAAUUUCCUCCCUUUAUUUCAAAAUUAAAAUGGGUAUAUCUCUGUAACAAAUGAAGAUACUGAUCUGAAAUUUCAUUUAUGCCAUCAGAUGGACUUGGACAAUCAGUGAAGAUACAUAUUGACUGAAAUUAUGACAAAUUACCUCCCUUUAUUUUUUAUGUAAAUAAAUGUACCUUAGCAGCUUCUAAUGAGAUUGGUUUGAAACGUUAUUUAUGUCUUCAAUGGUUAGAAAUAGUCAUGUUAGAUAACUCUAGAUUGAAUGCUUAUUGAUAUGAAUACUUUUCUAAUAUAUCUAUAAGGCUUGUACCCUGUAUCUUCCACAUGCAUAUACCAAUACAUGAUUACCUCCCCUGAUUUUAAUAAAAAAAAUCGAUUUAUGUCAGUAAGUGUUUAUAGGACUCAUUUGAAAUUUCAUUAAAUUGUCAUUAGUUGGAGUGAGACAAUCAGGGUAGAUAACUAUGGACUGAUUUUAUGUCAAAUUACCUCCCUUUGUUUCAAAUUAAAAUGGGUGUAUCUCAGUAACCAAUGAAGAUACUGAUUUGAAAUUUCAUUUAUGCCAUCAGAUGGUCUCAGACAAUCAGAGUAGAUAACUUUUGACUGAAUUUAUGACAAAAUUACCUCCCUUCAUUUUGUGUAAAUGAAUAUGUCUCAGCAGCAUCUAAUGAAAUUGGUUUUAAAAGUUAGUUAUGUCUUCCAGGAUAAGGAAUAAUCAUGCUAGUACAAAAAUGCAGCAUUUGAACCUAGGACCCUCAAACUUGGUAUGGAGAUUGGCCCUGACUAGUGACCCAUAGGUCAAAAGGGACUGUUACAAGAAAAUAUUUAUCCUGAUGAUAUUUAAUGUGUAUGCCUAUGUGACCUAUGUCGAAACUUGAUCUUAUCAUAAAGAGCAAUAGUACUCAGGUGAGCGAUAUAGGGCCAUCAUGACCCUCUUGUUUUACUAACUAUUUGGAUGGAACUAUGGAACUAUGCACCCUUAAAAAUUGAAAAAAAUACCUGUGUACGUAUAUACUUGUAUUUACAUUGCAUUUUUUUUUUUUUGCUGAGUGGCCAAACAAAAUAACAAAACUGACCAAAAGUUUCAAAUAUUUCUCGAUGUGUAGAUUUUUAAUUAUAGGUAAAUUAAAUCAUGAAAUGAAUAAGACUAUACAUUAAUCUGUAUUUAACAAUUAUUGAACACAUCUUGCUGCUACCUCAGUGAAUUUUAAAAUUAUUAGUCUUAUUAGGAUAAAGAAAUUUAUUCCUUUGCACUGAUGUAUGUGUCAGCCUAUACAUAGUCCCCACUGGAAAUCCAUAUUUGCUAUUCCUCCAGAAGACACUACUUUUAGUUGAAGGAUAGAUGCAGAAGAAGCUUCAAUUCCAAAAGCUCCCCUGGUUCUUUAACAAACAAGGUGUAAAACACAAAUACAUGGGACUCUAAAUUUUGUUGGAGGAGCUGGGGCUCAAAACUCAUGACUCUAUUUUUGCAGUCAUAGUGCCACUGCAUUGGCUCUCAUUUGUUGUUAUUUCAGUUGUUCACUGUGUAAAUUACAUUUUAUUAUAAUGCAAGCAAAGAUGCGGACACAAAGUGUUCUGUCAUAGCAUACAUAAUUAUUGAUACAAUGCGGGAAAGAAAACAACCAAAGGUGUUAAUAAGAAAGUGCUGAAACAAAAUAUUUGACAUUGUUACAUCAGUUUGUCAUAAAUAUUUCUAUUUGAUAUUAACCGUUUACUUUUUAGAGGUAAUUUUGCUAUUAUCAGUUGUGAAUUACAUCAGACAUUACUUAGGUAAUCAUAACUUCAUCUGUCACUGACAGUAUACUAGCAUUGUAAGAUUUAAUAUAUGUCAUGAACCUCAGUGGCUGAGAAGUUAACACUUUUGCCUAGUAUUUUUUUCAGGUUGUGGGUAGCCACAUUUUCUAUGUCCCCCUUUGAAGAAGUGGGGGUCUAUUGCCCUGCACCUGUCGGUUAUGUCUUUCUGUUGGUCCAUCUGACGGUAGUGUGGAUGGUUUCCCCCCAAUAACUGGAGAACUACUUGACCCAGACGCUUCAAACUUGGUUGAAUGAUUGGGCUUAUGAAGUAGAUGACCUGUAUACUUUUUGGGUUGGUAGGUCAAAGGUCAAGGUCACAGGGGCCCAAACCUCCAAAGGAUUUCGCCUAUUAACUGGAAAACCACUUGACCCAGUCAACUUUCAAAGGUGGUAGCUUGAUUGGAUUUAUGAGUUAGAUGACACCUAUUUUUUUGGGGGUCAGUAGGUCAAAGGUCAAGAUCACAGGAGCUUGAACCUUGAAAACCAUUUCCACCUAUUUACUUGAGAGCCACUUGACCCAGUAGUAACAUAAUUGGGUUUAUGAAGUAUAUCACCCCUAUUGUUUUAGGGGUCAAUAGAUCAAAGGUCAAGGUCACGGGCUUGAACUUUGAAAACUGUUUCUGCUCAAUGACUUGAGAACCACUUGACCCAGAACGUUCAAACAUAGUAGCUUGAUUAAGCUUACACCGUAGAUUACCCUAGAUCUUUUGAGGGUCAAUAGGUCAAAGGUUAAAGUCACAGGGGACUGAACCUUGAAAACAUGCUACCUUGCAGUACCUUGAGAACCACUUGACUCUGUUUCUUCAAACGUAAUAGCAUGAUUGUGGUUAUAAAGUAUAUUAUCUUUAUUGGGUGUAAUAAGGCUAAAGGUCAAGGUCACAGGGGCCUGAACGUUGGAAACUGUUUCUGCUCAGUAACUUGAGAACCACUCAACAUAGAACCUUCAAACUUAAAAGUCUGAUUGGACUUAUAAAGUAGAUAACCCCUAUUGUUUUCGUUUUGGGCAACAGUUUAUAGGUCAUGGUCACAGGACCUGAACAUUAAAAACAAUUUCCCCUCAUAACUUGAGAACCACUUCACUCACAAACUUCAUACUUAAUAGCAUUAUUGGGCUUAUAAGUAGAUUACCCUUAUUGUUUUUCGGGUCAGUAGGUCAAAGGUCAAGGUCAUAGGGGACUGAACCUUGAAAAAAACAUUUCCUCGCAAUAACUUUAGAACCACUUGACCCAGUUUCUUCAAACUUGAUAGCAUGAUUGAGCUUAUGAAGUUGAUGACUUAUUAUUUUGAGGGGCUAAUAGGUCAAAGAUCAAGAGUGGUCAUGGGACUGAAAAUGAGACAAGCCAUCAUGGAUGGCAUAUAUGUUUUACAAACAGCUCUUGUUUAAGGUAGUUCUGCAUGUUUGGAUCAUUUUUUUUCUACAAUGUAGAAUUUUUUUUCAAAACUUCAAUUCAGUAACCCUCGCUUAUUAGGAACAGCUUGGGAGCUCUAAAAAUCGUUCCUUAUAACCGAGGCUCCUUGUAUUUGGUAAAUGUAAAUGAUAAUAUUAUAUAUUUUCUUUUUAUUGUAUCCAUGAAUAUCAUAGAAAUGAAAUAAUUUGUGUUUAUUCAUAUGCAUGAAAGCGCGUGAAAGUCGCCAACAUUACUCUGAUGUCAUCAGCGAUUCUCCUGUUUAUUUCCGGUUUUCAAUAGUUCUUAUUCUUUAUGUCUGUUCACUAUAACCAAGGGGUUUUCCAUUGAAUUUCAUACUUUGGGACUGGAAAAAGUGUUCCUUAUAACCAAGUGUUCCUUAUAACUGAAUUCCCUGUAACCGAGGAAUUUUAAAUUGAAUUAAGAAGAAAUUAGUGAUCGGGGAAUUAAAAACUGUUCCUUAUAAGUGAGGUUUACUGUAUAUAAUCUGGCAAAUAAAAAAGAUUUUUUUCUGGACGAAUUGAAAAAAAUUUGACCUCAAACAAAUUUUCAUAAUGGAAAAAUCGCAAUUUUGCUAACAUUUUUGCAAAUAGAAAUAUUUUUACAAUGUAGGUUUUAAUGAAAGUUCUUACUUGUAAAUAUGGACAUUAAUACGAUGAAAUAAAAUGUAUAGGUCCGUGUGCUUGUUUUUUUAAAUGUUGGCCAAUAAUUAAAGAGAGCAGCACAUUAAACAUGCUGAUUUUUAGACGUUAUUUAAGAAAUAAUAUAUCUCAUUUAGUGAUUUGUUGCUGAAUAAAUCAUUGUCAGAGUUCAGAUGCGAAGGAAUUAUAUCACGAGUGCGCAGCCCGAGUGAUAUAAUGAUACGCAUCUGAACGACAAACAGUGAUUUUAUUCAAGAGCAAAUCACUUAAUGAGAUAUAUUAUUUCGAUUCUAACAAGUUACCAAGGACUUUAAAGUACAUCCUUGACGGCAUUCAUUAAAUAUUUGCCCGUUGUCAAUCAGUUUCUUUUCCAGCGCGCCAAGUUGUUGAAUGGUAUUUCUAUUUUUAGCUCUAGUUGCCCCUUAAUGGAUCCAAGUGCCCCAUAUGAACUUAUUUGGGAGAGGACCUCAUAAUGAUGCUACAGACCAUCAAGCAGUUUUUCUAUUUCUAUCUCUAGAAUGACCCUUUUUAAGAAAGUUUAGAGAGGACCUUGCCAGGGUACUACAGUUGCCAGGGUACCAUGUUUGUCAUACAUAUAUUCAAGGUCAAAUAGUCAAGGUCUGUUGAGCAACUUACACUAUUAUGACCAUCUUGGCUAUAAAAUGUUUUGACUGGACAUGUAGCAGGUUGUCUAUUAACAUUAUUUUUAGCAUUUGCUCCAAACACAGAGACUGAAUGGUUCAGCCAUCAUAUGAAAUUGAGCUAUAUUAGAUGCUAAAAAUUUACUUGCAGAAUGUUUUCAGUAUUUAUUGAAAUUUAUCAAUCAGUACUGAUGGGUUUUAUUUAUGAUCACAUACCUUUUUUUAAAUUGUGCACCUUAACUGAAAAGUUUCAUUUAUUAUUAUUAUUGUUUUAUUUUGUAUUUAACACAGUAUGUGCAAAUUUUAAUCAAAAUACAGGUUCAUAAUUUAACCAGAUUGCUUAUAUAUAAAAAUUCACCAAUUGAAUGAUUCAUUUUACAUGCACAUGUUUUAUUCAUUCCUUGUUAACAUUUGUCAAAAAUAACCUCAUAUAUAAUUAUUCACAUAAGAAUUUCUUUCUUAAACUAUUUCUUGAAGUGAUUCAGUAAAAACAUAACAUACAUGUAUAUGUAGUGUUAGUAAAAGUUCUGCUCAAAUCUUGAGUAUUGUCAAACCCAUAAUUAAUUCCAGAUUACUUUAGAAUGGAUUUAAAAAAAAAUAAUGCAUAAUAAAUCUUAAUUUGAUCUGAAAUUGUUUGUGUUACCCAAAUAAAUAAAUAAAAACGCUG